AUCAAUGUAUUGGAAGUCUUAGAUUUAGUUCCUUUGUAGCAAGCAACCUUGUCUUGUCUUCCAGGAGAGCUAAUCACCGCAGAUCUCCUCUGUUCAAACCUAUGUUUAACUGGAGCAGUCUGAUCCCCCUGCAGUUGUGGGGCAGGACACUGGGCUUGCAGACAGAGGAUUCUAAGUUCCUCCUUGAAGGUGUGCCCUUCCGCAUCUUUGGAGGCUCCAUGCACUAUUUCCGAGUCCCCAGGGAAUACUGGAGGGAUCGCAUGGUUAAGAUGAAGACAUGUGGUUUGAACACCCUCACUACGUACGUGCCAUGGAACCUUCACGAAGCAGCGAGGGGGAAGUUUGAUUUCAGCGGAAAUCUGGAUUUAGAGGCCUACCUAACCUUGGCAGCUGAAGUUGGACUAUGGGUGAUUCUGCGUCCAGGACCCUAUAUCUGCUCUGAGUGGGAGCUUGGUGGUCUUCCCAGCUGGCUACUCCAAGAUCCUGACAUGCAACUGAGAACAACCUACAAGGGCUUCACAGAGGCUGUGGAUGCUUAUUUUGAUCACUUGAUGGCCAGAGUGGUCCCUCUUCAGGCAAGUAAGAUCAUGGCAGUGCAGGUGGAGAAUGAAUAUGGUUCCUACGCCAAAGACCCUGACUACCUGACCUACGUUAAAAUGGCCCUGUUAGACAGAGGGAUUGUGGAACUGUUAAUGACCUCUGACAACAAGGAUGGACUGUCUUCUGGCUAUGUGGAAGGAGCUUUGGCCACUAUUAACUUGCAGAAGGUGGAUUCCACCCUCCUGAUCUAUCUGGACACAAUACAGCAAAAAAAGCCGAAGAUGGUGAUGGAGUAUUGGACUGGAUGGUUUGAUAGCUGGGGCGGCCCUCAUAAUAUCUUUGAUGCAGAUGAUGUGGUGAAUUCAGUGGAAGAAGUCCUCAAAAUGGGAGCAUCCAUCAAUCUCUAUAUGUUCCAUGGGGGCACCAACUUUGGCUUCAUGAAUGGUGCUUUGGAUUUUGAUGAGUACAAGCCAGAUGUCACAAGUUAUGAUUACGAUGCUGUGCUGACGGAAGCUGGCGACUAUACAUCCAAAUUCUUCAAACUCCGUCAACUCUUCAGCAAGAUUAUAGGGCAGCCUCUGCCCCUCCCUCCUGUGGUCACAGGCAAAGCAUCAUAUGGCACAGUCCAGCUGCCACAGUAUCUCUCUCUUUGGGAAGCGCUGCCCUAUAUUGUAGAGCCCAUUAGGUCAGAGUUCCCAGUUAACAUGGAGAACCUGCCAGUGAAUGAUGGCAAUGGGCAGGCCUAUGGGUACACUCUCUACGAAACGGUCAUAACUGGCGGAGGACAGCUGCAUUCCAGGGACCACAUCCGGGAUCGAGCACAGGUGUUUGUGAACACUCUGUUCAUUGGAUACCUUGAUUACAACACCGUGGAGCUGUCUGUUCCUGAAGGACAGGGCUUCAGGAAGCUCAGGUUAUUGGUAGAGAACUGCGGGCGUGUCAAUUAUGGACUUAUGCUGAAUGAGCAGCGGAAAGGCUUAAUUGGUGACGUCUUCCUGAAUAAUACUCCCUUGAGGAACUUCAAGAUUUACAGUCUGGAGAUGAAACCUGGCUUCAUAGAAAGCUUGCGAGGUUUUACUGCCUGGAGCACUGUCCCGGAUUAUGCCAUGGGUCCUGCAUUCUUAAGGGGAAACCUGCAAGUGCAGUAUCUACCUCGGGACACUUUCCUGAAACUCGAGGGCUGGGAAAAAGGAGUUGUGUUUGUCAAUGGAAAGAACUUGGGACGCUACUGGAAAAUCGGACCUCAGGAAACGCUCUACCUCCCGGCAACUUGGCUGAAGCCUGGAAACAAUGAGAUUAUCGUUUUUGAAGAGCGCAUCCCAGGCUGGAUCAUACAAUCCCUAGAUUUGCCUUAUCUAGGAAGGACCCACUAUAUAGACUGAGCAGAAGAGCUGCCUCCUGUUAUGGAUAAAUGCAUGGGGACACAUCAGUCCAAGUACAGCGUGGCUUGUUAAUUCCCACUAGACCAGUGUAAAAGAUCGGCUCUCUGGCAACAAGUUUAGGAGGUAGACAUGGCUCACCCCGAGAAGUGAGUCCGUCAUUUUGUCCCAGGACAUCUAGCCCUCAACACGACAGCUGGCCUCCAGCUUUCAGUGGUAGCUGUGAUGUAAUGGACAACCUAGGGGCAAAGAGUAAAAUAGGCUGUUGGGAGGGAGGGAACCAUCUGAGUGGAGCCCAGGCCCCGGCCCAAGAUGAAUGCAUCUCCUGUUUGACGAGAAGGGAGAGAAUUUCUGUGAGACAGAAGAACGGGAUGAAGAACAUUCUGCUGUGCUUUCAGGCAGAAUUGAAACCGUCUUUGUGUGGAGAAGGGGUUUGGUUUGUUCAGUUGUUGGAAGACAUUUUGGAUGUUAACAGUUUUUAAUAUUCUGAGGUUCUCUUUUUUUGUGGGGAAAACUCAAACCAGUUUUUAAAGUUA
Messenger RNA from Pelodiscus sinensis (Chinese soft-shelled turtle), 2455 nucleotides. Lineage: Eukaryota; Metazoa; Chordata; Testudines; Trionychidae. The record is from RefSeq and is a predicted model, not a curated record.